AUGCAACCACUCGUGCUUCACCCACCGAGCCUCACCACUGCCCAGUUCGGACAGUCCCGGUUCAACUCGGGCCCAGAGCGGCUUCCGUUGAAUCGACCUUGGCCGUUCAAUGCUCGAGGGUGUAGCCCCCAGGCCACUCCUGCCCGUCAAUCUAUGUCUGGCUCUCCUCCUACAGAAGAGCCUGUGGUGACAUCCGAAGAUUCGACUUCGCGAGGAUAUCCAAAGGCUUCCUCGCCGGUAGUGACGUCCGCCGAGGAAGCCAGUGUCUCUCAUAUCCAUGGGCGGCCCCAGUUCCCUGCUCCCAUCACAGAAUCACUACCAGCACCUAUCCUGGCACGAUAUGGAGAACAGCCUACGCCGGUGUAUGCUGCUCCCCCACGACUUCCAGCAGCACCAGCUCCUUACCCAUUAUCAACCCUGGACCCUGGCUUGUCAGGCCCCGGCACACGAUCACUGGCACAGAAAACAACACGACGUACGAAAGCCCAUGUGGCCUCAGCUUGUGUUAAUUGUAAGAAGAAGCAUCUUGGAUGUGAUCCAGCACGUCCAUGUCGUAGGUGUGUUCUUGCUGGAAAGGCUUCUUCUUGUGUGGAUGUCACUCAUAAAAAGAGAGGACGGCCGCCAUUAAAGGCAGAAGACUCUUCCCUUCGAUCCUAUUCUUCCCAUCCAGAUCACUCGGCCAUGUCCGCUGAAUCCCAACCAUCUGUACCACCUCAUCGAUCUGCUUUGCACAGGCCGUCUUCCUCUCGCGAACUUCGACCUAUGACUGAUCUCCAAGCAAUAAGCUUACCUGGUUCGGCAACAACUAUGCGGCCAUCUCGGGGACCUCAGCAGCGAUGGUCUGCAUCUGUGUUCCCUCUUACUCGUCCAAUGGAUCCUACAUUAACGAUACCAAAUGCUGGAGGAAGACGGCCCUUCUCAUCAUCUGGUCCGCCAUCAUAUCCGCCACCAGCACAUGCACCACCUGCUUUCAUCCCUACGACAAGCGGUUUCAACCCGGUUUUGAAAACGGGAGCUACGCCUGCCAGCAUGGACAAAAGCUUUGCCUCAUACGCAAAUCCGGCUCUACCUCCACCGACCUCUCCCCAACACCAUCACCCACCGGGUGUUCCAUUUUUACCCUACGGUGCCUCUCCCAGUAGCUCGUCCAUUCACCACCACCUCCGAGUUGAUCCUCGGAUCCCACCAAGACUUAAUCGAGAGCCGUACCCUGAAUCCCCAGUCCGAUUACCCCCUAUACAUCAAGCGACAGCCAGUCCAGGGCCUCCAAUCCCACCUCCAGGACCCCCACCACCGGGUGUGCCUCAUCACGCCCAUCGACUCAGCGAUCCAUACCCCACAACUUGGUCAAUGGCCCGAGAUAACUUUUCACGCGAUCAUCGUACCCCAAUUUCACCCCAGAGAGGAGUGGGCUCCAUGUUCUCGCAUUCAUCGCACUCGCACCACCAACGCUCCUCCUCAUCCACAUCUGGACCCUUCAAUCCAGUCCCAAGACAUCUGGGUCCAAUCGAUCUCUCAAGUGCCGUGUCUCUAGGUCCCUCGCCACAAUUAACGCGAGCCGCGCCCCCAACAUCAGAACCCGAGACCCAUUCCCAGACCGAAUCAGAAUCCCGUCCUAUAAAACGCCGCAAAAUGGCCCUGGAUGACAUGGUGAACGGAUAA
This is a messenger RNA of Penicillium angulare, 1662 nucleotides long. RefSeq lists its product as uncharacterized. Gene Ontology annotation, biological process: regulation of DNA-templated transcription. Lineage: Eukaryota; Fungi; Ascomycota; Eurotiomycetes; Eurotiales; Aspergillaceae. Gene Ontology annotation, molecular function: DNA-binding transcription factor activity, RNA polymerase II-specific; zinc ion binding. Bases 1 to 1662 code for a protein of 553 amino acids. The record is from RefSeq and is a predicted model, not a curated record. The transcript is spliced from 2 exons.